This is a messenger RNA of Aspergillus tanneri, 927 nucleotides long. RefSeq names its product oxidase ustYa family protein. Gene Ontology annotation, biological process: mycotoxin biosynthetic process. The record is from RefSeq and is a predicted model, not a curated record. Bases 1 to 927 code for a protein of 308 amino acids. Lineage: Eukaryota; Fungi; Ascomycota; Eurotiomycetes; Eurotiales; Aspergillaceae. The transcript is spliced from 2 exons.
AUGCGAUUACAAUCUAUAUACCAACAUCUGGAUGCCAAAGAAGACGUCGAUGCGGAAGAAUCCGAACCUCUUCAUCCAGCUAGGCCGGCUGAACGAGCAACCACAAUAUGCGGUAUUCACAUAUUCUCUGUGCCAGGUGGUUUCGUCCUGUUUAAUUUGAUUCUUUUUUGUUGCUCGUUGUUGAUGCUGCUGUGGUCCAUCCUCCACGUGCAAAGGUUAUCCUACAAUGUGGACAAUAGUCUUCUAAAGAAGACCUCCUCAUACUCACCCAUCUUGGACAAAUUUCCCAUCUCUCUCCAAGAAGUCCAAACACAUGGCGCUUUCUUUGCUGAAGAUCCCCCUUCUAUCUUCCAACUCCCUCCCAGUCCUGAGGUAGAUGCCGCAUGGGACCGUAUCUCCGAUACGCAUGCCAUAGCCCUAACGCGAGAGGAGAUCCUCAAGAUGGGCCGCGACCCAGCCGAGCAUUGGCGGUUCCCCCUGGAGUACGGCUACGGGGACGAUGCGUACAUGGGUCUUUUAGAUGUGUUCCAUCAUCUGCACUGUCUGAAUGCGAUGCGACAGGCGGCCCAUCCGGAGUAUUAUUUCGACCACAACCACACCCACGCGCAGUUGGAUGCGCGUUCGCAGCCAGGGAAGGUGCACUUUACGCGCCGCGGUCACGACCUACAUUGCCAGUAUAUUCUGUUGCAGUUUAUUCUAUGCCAUGCCGAUGUCGGUGUCAUCACGUUCAAUAAGGUCGAGGGUGUGCGAGGUCCCAUGGCGGAUUUCAGCAUCGAUCAUAAAUGUCGCGAUUUUGAUCAGAUCCUGCAGUGGAAGUUAGACCACCAAGUAAAUGUCACGGAUGAGCAGUGGGCAUUGAUUAACAGGAUCCCCGAAGGGAUUCGCGAGCUGCCUGGAGAGGGGAGGUCCAGGCCGUUUGGUUUAUGA